AAGGAACAGAGAGACCAGAAAAGAACUCGAAUCUAAAAUUCUUAGUAGCAGUUAUGGAGGAGUCUAGGAGAAAAAGAAGAGAACUCAAAUCCGAAAUUCUUGAAAAGUUUGGAGAGGUUGUAUCUGCCAUUAGAGAAGCAAAAUAUGUCAACCAAGUUAUAUGUAUUCUUCACUCCAUUGCAGUUCAGCCUUUCCCAAUAGAUUCAUCUCGUCUAACAGGAUGCGUUGAUAGUCGCUUCAGGAAUCAGCUCCUCAGCGGCAGGAUUUCUUCCCCUUUUGAGAGGGAUGAAUGGUGGGAUGUUUUCUAUCAUGGAGCAGCAUUUUCGACUCUGGCUAUGGUUUUACUAUAUAAUGAAGAAUCUCUUAAAAAUUUUACUGACAAGGUGGAGAAAGUACUUGAAGAAUCCACUGCAUAUGUCGCCAUGGAAGGAAAUGAAGAGACUGUGUUUGUUGAUGAACUACCAACCAACGAUUGUAGACGCUAA
Telopea speciosissima is the source of this 485-nucleotide messenger RNA. RefSeq lists its product as uncharacterized. The record is from RefSeq and is a predicted model, not a curated record. The transcript is spliced from 4 exons. The coding region runs from base 54 to 485 and encodes 143 amino acids. NCBI's taxonomy places the organism in Eukaryota, Viridiplantae, Streptophyta, Magnoliopsida, Proteales, Proteaceae.